Cavia porcellus (domestic guinea pig) is the source of this 4336-nucleotide messenger RNA. It is a transcript of the gene Slitrk5, whose product is annotated as SLIT and NTRK like family member 5. Gene Ontology annotation, cellular component: membrane. The transcript has 2 exons. Gene Ontology annotation, biological process: regulation of presynapse assembly; positive regulation of synapse assembly; axonogenesis. Gene Ontology annotation, molecular function: protein binding. The record is from RefSeq and is a predicted model, not a curated record. Bases 156 to 3023 code for a protein of 955 amino acids. Lineage: Eukaryota; Metazoa; Chordata; Mammalia; Rodentia; Caviidae.
GACGGCGCGGAGCAGAGGCGCGGGGGAGGGUAGGGCAGGCCGGCCGGCGCGAACCCAGGCCGGAGGGUGCGAGGAGCCCGAGCAGGCUGGAGGGGGCGGCGGCCGCCGCUGGGUCGGAGAAAGUUGCCCCCUCUGCAGAUGGGAACUGAGGUAAAAUGCACACUUGCUGCCCCCCAGUAACUUUGGAACAGGACCUUCACAGAAAAAUGCAUAGCUGGAUGCUGCAGACUCUAGCGUUUGCUGUCACAUCUCUUCUCCUUUCAUGUGCAGAAACCAUCGAUUAUUAUGGGGAAAUCUGUGACAAUGCAUGUCCUUGUGAGGAAAAGGACGGCAUUUUAACUGUGAGCUGUGAAAACCGGGGAAUUAUUAGUCUCUCUGAAAUUAGCCCACCCCGUUUCCCAAUCUAUCACCUCUUGUUGUCUGGAAAUCUUUUGAACCGGCUCUAUCCUAAUGAAUUUGUCAAUUACACUGGGGCUUCAAUUCUGCAUCUGGGUAGCAAUGUUAUCCAAGACAUUGAGACUGGGGCUUUCCAUGGGCUUCGAGGUCUGAGGAGAUUGCAUCUGAACAACAAUAAACUGGAACUUCUGAGAGAUGAUACCUUCCUUGGUUUGGAGAACUUGGAAUACCUACAGGUAGAUUACAAUUACAUCAGUGUCAUUGAACCCAAUGCUUUUGGGAAACUGCAUUUGUUGCAGGUGCUUAUCCUCAAUGACAAUCUCUUAUCAAGUUUACCCAACAAUCUUUUCCGUUUUGUGCCCUUAACGCACUUGGACCUGCGGGGGAACCGGCUGAAACUUCUGCCCUAUGUGGGGCUGUUGCAGCACAUGGAUAAAGUUGUGGAGUUACAGCUAGAGGAAAACCCCUGGAAUUGUUCCUGUGAGCUGAUCUCUCUCAAGGAUUGGUUGGACAGCAUCUCCUACUCGGCUCUGGUGGGGGAUGUGGUUUGUGAGACCCCCUUCCGCUUACAUGGCAGGGACUUGGACGAGAUAUCCAAGCAGGAACUUUGCCCAAGGAAACUUAUUUCAGACUACGAGAUGAGGCCACAGACGCCUUUGAGCACCACGGGGUAUUUACACACUACCCCAGCCUCAGUGAAUUCUGUGGCCACUUCUUCCUCUGCUGUUUACAAACCCCCUUUGAAACCCCCUAAGGGGACACGCCAACCCAACAAGCCCAGAGUGCGCCCAACCUCUAGGCAGUCCUCUAAGGAUUUGGGCUACAGUAACUAUGGCCCCAGCAUCGCCUACCAGACCAAAUCCCCGGUGCCUUUGGAGUGUCCCACAGCGUGCACUUGCAACCUGCAAAUCUCUGAUCUGGGCCUCAACGUCAACUGCCAGGAGCGCAAGAUUGAGAGCAUUGCUGAGCUGCAGCCCAAGCCCUACAAUCCCAAGAAAAUGUAUCUGACUGAGAACUAUAUUGCUGUGGUGCGCAGGACAGACUUUCUGGAAGCCACUGGGCUGGACCUUCUGCACCUGGGUAACAACCGCAUCUCCAUGAUCCAGGACCGAGCCUUCGGGGACCUCAGCAAUCUGAGACGCCUCUACCUGAAUGGCAACAGGAUUGAGAGGCUGAGCCCAGAGUUAUUCUAUGGCCUUCAGAGCCUGCAGUAUCUCUUCCUCCAGUACAAUCUCAUCCGGGAGAUCCAGGCUGGGACUUUCGAUCCUGUCCCGAACCUCCAGCUGCUGUUCCUGAAUAACAACCUUUUGCAGGCCAUGCCCUCUGGCGUCUUCUCUGGCUUGACCCUCCUCAGGCUGAACCUCCGGAGUAACCACUUCGCCUCCUUGCCAGUGAGUGGAGUUUUAGACCAGCUGACGUCACUCAUCCAGAUCGACUUACAUGACAACCCUUGGGAUUGUACCUGCGAGGUGGUGGGCAUGAAGCUGUGGGUGGAGCAGCUCAAAGUGGGCGUCCUUGUAGACGAAGUGAUCUGUAAAGCACCCAAGAAAUUCGCUGAGACUGAUAUGCGAGCCAUUAAAUCUGAGUCGCUGUGCCCAGACUAUUCGGAUAUCGUGGUUUCCACGCCCACACCCUCCUCCAUCCAAGUCCCCGCCAGGACCGGCGCGGUGACCCCUGCCGGCAGGCUGAACAGCACCGGGCCCCCCGCAGGCUUGGGCGCGGGUGGAGGGGCGUCCUCCGUGCCGCUGUCAGUGCUGAUCCUCAGCCUGCUGCUGGUCUUCAUCAUGUCCGUCUUCGUGGCGGCGGGGCUCUUUGUGCUGGUGAUGAAGCGCAGGAAGAAGAACCAGAGCGACCACACCAGCACCAACAACUCGGACGUGAGCUCCUUCAACAUGCAGUACAGCGUGUACGGCGGCAGCGGCGGGGGCGCGGGGAGCCACCCCCACGCGCACGGGCACCACCGCGGGCCCGCGCUGCCCAAGGUGAAGACGCCCGCGGGCCACGUGUACGAGUACAUCCCGCACCCGCUGGGCCACAUGUGCAAAAACCCCAUCUACCGUUCCCGAGAAGGCAACUCCGUGGAGGAUUACAAAGACCUGCACGAGCUCAAGGUCACCUACAGCAGCAACAACCACCUGCAGCAGCCAGCGCCGCCGCCGCAGCCCCAACAGCAGCCCCCGCCGCAGCUGCAGCUGCAGCCGGGGGAGGAGGAGAGGCGGGAAAGCCACCACCUGCGGAGCCCCGCCUACAGCGUCAGCACCAUCGAGCCCCGGGAGGACCUGCUGUCGCCGGUGCAGGACGCCGACCGCUUUUACAGGGGCAUUUUAGAACCAGACAAGCACUGCUCCUCCACCCCCGCCGGCAGCAGCCUCCCAGAAUAUCCCAAAUUCCCCUGCAGCCCCGCUGCCUACACUUUCUCCCCCAACUAUGACCUGAGACGCCCCCAUCAGUAUUUGCACCCGGGGGCCGGGGACAGCAGGCUGCGGGAACCGGUGCUCUACAGCCCCCCGAGUGCUGUCUUUGUAGAACCCAACCGGAACGAGUAUCUGGAGUUAAAAGCAAAACUAAACGUUGAGCCGGACUACCUCGAAGUGCUGGAAAAACAGACCACAUUUAGUCAGUUCUGAAAGCAGAGAAACUCCCUUGGAGCUCUUGCGUUUAAGACAAGUGAGCAGACACACACGGUGAACACAUUUGAUUCAUUUGUGUCGUUUCAACGUUUAGGGUGAAGUGCCUUGGCACGGGGAUUCUCAGCUUCGGCGGAAGAUACUGAAAGAGUGUGCAAUUUCCUUUUAAUUUUACACGGGGGAAACAUUUGUGUAAACUGGGCACAUCACUUUCUCUUCUUGUGUGUGGGGGAGGAGAGGAGAAGGGCUUAAUAGAAGGCGAUUUGCUGCGAGGGUGACUUGUUAUAGGUCGCAGUCAUUUUGUAGUGCUCGGAAGUGCUAAGAGUGGUGGAAGAUGUUAGCAUAGAUUCUACUGUUCCUCUCCCCCUCCCCACCUCCCUUUCUCCCUCUCUAAGCCAUGGGUGGGUCUAAAUGGCUUUGGUGGAGAGAUAGCACAUCCCAAUUGAAAUAGGAAGUCUGAUCUCUCUUCCCCCCUUCCCUCCUCUCCCACCUUCCUUCUUAUUCCUUUCCUUUGUUUUUAAAGGAUGCGUUUGUAUGCAUUCUGGACGUUUGAACUAAAAAAAACAAAUGUAUUGUGAUCCAGAAAAGGAUCACUAGAGAUGUGGACAAAUCAUUAAAAUGACAGAGUUAUAUGAUCCAUAAUUGAUUAGUCAAAAUAACUUAUUGAUGAAAUAUACAAAUAUUUUAUUGUAGCACCUAUUUUUAUAUGCACAUUUAGCAUUUCCUCUUUCCUUCACUAUUUAGCCUAUGAUUUUCACAGAGGUGUCACGUUGUAUUAGGAGCUGCGUUUCCAAAACUGAAGUGAUUGUCAGGAAAGCAUUUUAGAUCAUUAAAAACGUGGAGCACUUAAUGGCAAAACCUUUAAAAGCCAAUGCAACCCACCCAAUUGAACCUGUAUUUUUUUAUACUGAUUGUAUCCCACUGUAUAAAAGAAAAAGUUAGGGCAACUAAUUGGACCAUUCAAGAGAAUUGUGUGCAAGAUUUUGGUUUUACUAGAGAAGAUUUCAAAGUAUUUUUAUUAGUGAACCAAACUGUGUAUUGAUUUGACUACUAUUGUAGCCAAUUUUCAAUUGUUUAACCAAACCCACUUGCAUUUGUACAGAUCCACAUGUACUGGCACCUUCGAAGACCAAAAGAUGGACUGUACAAGUCUCUAUACAAUGUCUUUAUGCCUCUAGGCAACAAGCAAUGAUGAUAAUAACAAACAGGAUCUCUGUAUGAUGGGGCUACUGUUGUUACAGUCUCAUAUGUAUCCCAGCACAUGUAAUUUUUUAAAUAGUUUCUGAAUAAACACUUGAUAACUAUGUCAACUA